Mobula hypostoma (lesser devil ray) is the source of this 3248-nucleotide messenger RNA. Its product is annotated as heat shock 70 kDa protein 4-like. The coding region runs from base 160 to 2712 and encodes 850 amino acids. Gene Ontology annotation, molecular function: ATP-dependent protein folding chaperone; ATP binding. Gene Ontology annotation, cellular component: cytosol; nucleus. The record is from RefSeq and is a predicted model, not a curated record. Gene Ontology annotation, biological process: protein folding. Lineage: Eukaryota; Metazoa; Chordata; Chondrichthyes; Myliobatiformes; Myliobatidae. The transcript is spliced from 19 exons.
GAGCGAGAGAGAGCCCGGCGGUUCCUGUUCUUCUGAGAAAGCCGGAGAGCAAGCUGAGAGGGAAAAAAAACACACCAGGAAAAGUGCUGGCGUUGGGUAGAUUGCUCUUGGUUGUCCGAGACCAUUGGAAACAAACAAAAACAAUAAGACAGACCGGAGAUGUCAGUGGUCGGCUUUGAUGUCGGUUUCCAGAACUGUUAUGUGGCUGUGGCAAGAGGCGGCGGCAUCGAGACGGCCGCUAACGAAUGCAGCGAAAGGAGCACCCCGUCUUUUGUGUCGUUGGGACCCAGAAAUCGUGCAGUUGGAGCUGCAGCCAAAAAUCAGGUGCUGUCAAAUGUCAAAAAUACUCUACAGGGAUUUAAAAGGCUCCAUGGACGGGCUUUUACAGACCCAUUUGUAAGAAGUGAGCAAUCCAAACUUGCAUACGACCUUGUUCAGAUGUCAAAUGGUGCAACAGGAGUUAAGGUUUCGUACAUGGAAGAAGAACGAAAUUUUAGCGUAGAACAAGUUACAGGAAUGUUGCUGACAAAACUGAAAGAGACGGCCGAAGCUGCGCUAAAGAAACCAGUCAUGGAUUGUGUGAUAUCAGUCCCAUGUUUCUACACAGAUGCUGAAAGGCGGUCAAUAAUGGAUGCUGCUCAGAUUGCAGGACUCAACUGUUUGCGGCUCAUUAACGAAACCACUUCAGUUGCACUCGCAUAUGGGAUAUAUAAACAAGAUCUACCAGCCCCCGAAGAGAAGCCAAGGAAUGUUGUUUUUGUUGAUUUGGGACAUUCGGCAUUUCAGGUUUCUGUUUGUGCAUUCAAUAAAGGUAAACUAAAGGUCCUUGCUACUGCUUAUGACCCCUACUUGGGUGGAAGAAACUUUGAUGAGAUUUUAGUAAAUCACUUCUGUGAAGAAUUCAGUAAAAAAUACAAACUAGAUGUUAAAUCAAAGAUUCGAGCUGUAAUCCGGCUUUCCCAGGAAUGCGAAAAGCUGAAGAAACUAAUGAGUGCCAAUGCAUCGGACUUACCAUUGAAUAUUGAGUGUUUCAUGAAUGACAUUGAUGUUUCUGGAGUAUUAAACAGGAGCCAGUUUGAAGAGAUGUGCGGUUCGCUUUGGUCCCGAGUGGAGUCUCCUCUUCGUAGUCUCAUGGAGCAGACAAAGCUGAAACGAGAGGAUAUUUAUGCUGUUGAGAUUGUGGGUGGAGCAACUCGUAUCCCUGCCAUCAAAGAGCGAAUCACUAAAUUCUUUGGGAAAGCCCUCAGUACAACCUUAAAUGCAGAUGAAGCUGUAGCUCGUGGUUGUGCUUUGCAGUGUGCUAUUCUUUCACCUGCUUUUAAAGUGAGGGAAUUUUCUAUCACUGAUUUGGUUCCAUUCCCAAUAUCCGUGAGAUGGAAUUCACCUGCUGAAGAAGGUCUUGGUGAUUGUGAAGUGUUUCCCAAGAACCAUGCAGCACCGUUCUCCAAAGUUCUCACAUUCUACAGGAAAGAAUCCUUUGACCUUGAAGCAGUUUACAAUUGUCCCAAGGACUUGCCUUAUCCAGAUCCCAAAAUUGGUCGCUUUACAAUUCAGAAAGUAGUCCCUCAAACUGAUGGGUCCAGUUCUAGAGUGAGGGUGAAGGUGCGAGUUAGCAUUCAUGGAAUCUUCAGUGUAUCCAGUGCCUCGUUGGUGGAAGUACAGAAGUGUGAAGAAACAGAUGACGUACCAAUGGAAACAGAUCAGCAAUCCCAAGCAAAUCUAAAAGAGGAAGAGAGCAAAAUGCAAGUUGAUCAGCAGGAAGAACCAUCACAUGGAGAUGGCAAUUAUCCCCAAGGAUCAGCAGAAAAUCAGAAAAAUGAACUAGAUGAAAUGGAGACUGGUGAACUAGGUUCAAAGGAGGAUAAGAAUAGAGAUCAGCCUCCACAAGCAAAGAAGGCAAAGGUCAAAACAAAGACAGUGGAUCUACCUAUAGAAAACCAUCUGCAAUGGCAAUUGGGUCAGCAACUACUGAAUGUAUUCAUUGAAACUGAGGGUAAAAUGAUCAUGCAGGAUAAACUUGAAAAGGAGAGAAAUGAUGCAAAGAAUGCUUUGGAAGAAUAUGUGUAUGAAAGUAGAGAAAAACUAUGUGGAAUCUAUGAAAAAUUUGUCAAUAAUGAUGAACGAAGCAAAUUAAGCCUUCUAUUAGAAGACACAGAAAACUGGUUGUAUGAAGAAGGGGAGGAUCAGGGAAAGCAAGUGUAUAUAGAUAAGUUAACUGAACUAAAGAAACUUGGUCAGCCAAUUCGGGAUCGCUAUCAGGAGUUUGAGGAUUGUCCUAGAGCCUUUGAUGAGAUGGGGAGGCAAGUGCAGCAGUACAUGAAGAUUAUAAGCUCUUUUAGAAACAAAGAAGAACAAUAUGAUCACUUGGAUCCAGCAGAGAUGGAGAAAGUGGACAAAUAUGUUCAAGAAGCAAUGGAAUGGAUGAACAGUAAGAUGAAUUUACAGAGUAAACAGUCUCUAACACAAGAUCCACUUGUGAAAUGUACAGAUGUUCGAGCCAAAGUUAAGGAAUUAGUCAACCUUUGUAACCCCAUUGUUAGCAAGCCAAAGCCUAAAGUAGAGCCUCCAAAAGAAGAAAAGGGGGCAGAACAGAAUGGACCAGUUAAUGGAGAACAAAAUACCAACUCGGAGGGCUCCACACCUGCUGCCACUGAGAGUGCCCAGAAGAACGCAGAGCAUCAACAAAAUCUACCAGAAAUGGACAUUGAGUAAAUGUGCAGUUGUCAGUCACACAAAAUUUGGUGAAGUUUCAAGUCAUGAAUCCCACGAGACGUCUUUUAUUAUUCCUUUUUUGGUUAAUGGUGAAUGGUUAACCUGAAGCUGAUAUUUUUCAGCCACCUGUCAAACUUCAGUAGUGUUUAUUUUUACCCUUCCCUAUCUUUGCAAUGGAACAGGAAAUGAUUAAUAUAACUGGGGCUUGACUAUUGAUUUUGUUAAGAAAACUAGUUCUGAUUUUGCUUGUGGCUUUCACAAACAGAAUGUUUGCUGUUUAGACCUCUCCUUGCCACCACUCCUCAUUGCAGAUGUUGCAGGAUUGUUAUGAAUUUUCCAGGCAAGCUUUUUGCUACUAAUUGGUAUGCUGGAUUGAAGUAUCAAACAGCAGUUCAGUAAAUCAUUCAUAUGCUGCUUCAGUGUAUUUUUUUUGUUGGCCUGUUUUGUUAGUUAUCGAUAACUAUUAGAAACAAAGCUAUGUUGCCUGCCUUUUUAAAAAUUUCCAGUCUUCACCUAUUCCACCCUGUAUGUUUUCU